Molecule: messenger RNA, 354 nt
Organism: Suncus etruscus (white-toothed pygmy shrew)
Lineage: Eukaryota; Metazoa; Chordata; Mammalia; Eulipotyphla; Soricidae
Gene: PI3
Product: peptidase inhibitor 3
Exons: 2
Coding region: 1-354 (117 amino acids)
Biological process (GO): innate immune response; antibacterial humoral response
Cellular component (GO): extracellular region
Molecular function (GO): peptidase inhibitor activity
Source: RefSeq, a predicted model, not a curated record
AUGACGACCAGCAGCUUCUCUGUCCUGGUGGUGCUCCUUAUCCUGGGCACAGUGGCCAUCCAGGCUGCUGUCACAGGAGUCAAAAAUCGUAUUCCAGUGAAAAACCCUGUAGUCAAAGGACAAUAUCCAGCCCAGGAUCAAGAUAUGGUCAAAGGUCAAGAUAUGGUCAAAGGUCAAGAUCCAGUCAAAGGUCAAGAUCCCAUCAAAGGGCAGAAGCCUGGUUCCUGCCCAAUGGUUAUGAUUCGGUGCGCCAUGUACAACCCACCAAAUCGCUGCGAGAGGGAUUCUGAGUGUUCAGGAGCCAAGAAAUGCUGCGAGGGUUCUUGUGGGAAAGUCUGUAUGGAUCCAAAGUGA